Messenger RNA from Coccinella septempunctata (seven-spotted ladybird), 814 nucleotides. RefSeq lists its product as uncharacterized. The transcript is spliced from 3 exons. The record is from RefSeq and is a predicted model, not a curated record. The coding region runs from base 1 to 624 and encodes 207 amino acids. NCBI's taxonomy places the organism in Eukaryota, Metazoa, Arthropoda, Insecta, Coleoptera, Coccinellidae.
AUGGAAGAGAAAUUGGAAGCAAUCAAAUCAGACGACCAGCAUAAGAUACUACAUUCCGCAUCAAGCAGUAAUAAAAGAGGACAGAGAAACAACAAAACUGCGACCAGUACCGGAAUCAGCCUAAAUGAUAUAUUACACACUGGUCCCAAGCUUCAACAAGAAUUAGAUGUGCUGACGCCUGGACAUUUUCUCAUAGGAAAAUCACUACAUUCAAUCCCUGAACCAGAGAUCAAUGAAAAGAAUAUCACCCUACAAGAUAGAUGGAGGCUUAUACAAAAAAUGAAACAAGACUUCUGGAAGAAAUGGACAUCGGAAUAUCUCCCCAGAUUGCAACAAAGGAGCGAAUGGACGGAUAAAAAAGAAAACAUGAAAAUAGGAGAUAUCGUACUAGUCAAACAGGACAACAUUAAUCCCAACUAUUGGCCCUUGGGAAGAGUGACGCAGUGUCACCCAGGAAACGACGGAUUUGUGAGAGUGGCUACGAUACGAUGCAAAGAUGGGAAAGAGAUCAGAAGACCUAUAACCAAAAUCUGCAUACUCCCGGUCGAGCAAGAAGAAAGAAGAAACGAUAAGACGAGAGACCAACUCCGGACGUCAGCACCCAUUCAUGACCAUGCCCAAUAAAGCACUCGAUCGAGUGUCACACGAGUUAGAAAUAGGAAAUUAGGAAAUAGGACAAUAGAAGUAACAGAUUGCCAACACUGGAGCUCCAACAUCAUAGCCUGCAGCAUUUCGGCCUUGGGAGUAAUGUUCGAAAUUCGAACAUUAUUCUAAAAAAUAAUCAAGUUCAAUAAUAUGGAAAAUUACAUCAGAA